GACUGCCUCGACGCUUGUAUCACGUUAAUCAUUUUGUUGAAUAAUAAUUUGUGCCUAAUCAAAAUAUAAAUUUGUAUACAGUUUUAUUUUAUACAAGCACUAGCUCAAUGUGCAAUAUCUGUUUUUAUCUGACAUUUAGUCAUUCCAAAUGUAACAAAUUUUGUAUUCUUGGAAUAUUUAAGGAUAGUGUGACAAGUAUACAAAAGUGAUAUUAGAAAUUAUUCAUUGAAACCACGUAAUCAAAAUGGUAGACUUGAAAAAUAAUGUAAAUGAAGCACAGGAUUCUAAUGAUGAGUCAAGGAUGAGAACUGAUAGUUGUGGAACUAUGCCAUCAACACCUUCUUCAUCAUCUGAUUAUAUGACAGGGGAGGCAGAUGACAGUUCAGAUAGCAAAGCUGCCAUACCAUUUAGUUUAAAGUCAGUGGAAACUGCACUUUCAUUAUCUAAGAGUACAUGCGAAGAGGAUCUGAAGGAGAUGGUACAAAAAUGUAAACAAAUGGUAUUAGAAAGCGCAGAAUGCUCUGCUGAAAGAAAAUGGCUAGUUAGACGUUUAAUUGAAUUACGUUUAAGAGUGCAAGAAUUAAGAGAAACUUCAGAAGAAAACUUAUUAGAAACACAAGUAAUUCUUGGACAUCACCUAGUACCACAAAAAUAUUAUAUUACAACUUCUGGAACUGUAUAUUGUGAUCAUUGUAGUGGAGCUAUUUGGGCUAUGCUUCAGUCAUGGUAUAUGUGUAGUGAUUGCAAGUUCUGUUGCCAUUGGAAAUGUUUAAACAACAUAUGUAGAGUAUGCGUUCAUGUAGUUGCUAGUGAAGCAGGUGGUUAUACUCAUACAAAAGAUAUUUGUCCUGAGCAAGGCUUAUCAGGUCAAGGAUAUAGAUGUGCUGAAUGCAAAGUUCGAAUAACAUUCACUUUCUCAAAAGGAUUAUCUUUAUCUUGUUUUGGCAGUCCUUUCAAGAAUACAGAAUCAGCAUGGAUUGAACCACGUCUUUGUGACUACAGUGGAUUGUAUUACUGUCAAAGGUGCCAUUGGAAUACCGCAAUGGUAAUACCUGCAAGAGUAAUUAGAAACUGGGACAUGGAACCGCGACUUGUAUCUCGAGCAGCCGCACAACUUUUAACACUUUUAGAAGAACGUUCUGUUUUAGUACUAGAGGAAUUGAAUCCGAAAUUAUUUACCUUAGUCCCAGAUUUAUCUUUAGUAAAGAAAAUGCGGGAGGAAAUACAAAUGAUGAAACGCUAUUUGGUUCUAUGCCCGGAAGCUAGUAACCAAGGGCUACCGUGGAAAGUUGGAAUACGUACUCACAUGAUUGAAAACUCGGGUAAUUAUUCGAUUAAAGAUCUCGUUGAUUUGAAUAAUGGAACACUUCUGGAAGAAAUACGUGCUGCGUACGAUGUUAUGCACGCUCACAUUACAGAACAAUGCGAAUUGUGCAAAGCAAGGGGUCAUUUAUGUGAAUUGUGUGGUAACGAUGAAAUUAUAUAUCCAUGGGACGUAAGUUCCAUAACUUGCCAUCAAUGCUCAGCUGUUUAUCAUCGAGCUUGUUGGUCGAAACUAAAUGACUGUUGCCCACGAUGUACAAGGCUUCAAAAGCGACGCGCCUUACAACAUCAACAAAAUUUCCAUACAGAUGACAGUGUUACAGAGGACGGGCUGAAUACCAGUGAAUCGUUGAGCGAUACAACAUAAACACUACAUAAUUUUGUAUUAUAUUCAUCCUUUCAGUCGCUGACAAUCUUACGUUCUUCGUGCUUAUUCCGCGAGUUCAUUAUACAUUCUGAACUGUACAUAUUACUCGUAUGCAAGUGUUUUGUAAUAAGGUAAAUUAGAAAUUUUACAUAAUAAAAUAAUAUCUUGUACAUAUAAUGA
Osmia lignaria (orchard mason bee) is the source of this 1870-nucleotide messenger RNA. It is a transcript of the gene DEF8, whose product is annotated as differentially expressed in FDCP 8 homolog. NCBI's taxonomy places the organism in Eukaryota, Metazoa, Arthropoda, Insecta, Hymenoptera, Megachilidae. The record is from RefSeq and is a predicted model, not a curated record.